Messenger RNA from Helianthus annuus (common sunflower), 2524 nucleotides. RefSeq lists its product as uncharacterized. The coding region runs from base 234 to 968 and encodes 244 amino acids. Lineage: Eukaryota; Viridiplantae; Streptophyta; Magnoliopsida; Asterales; Asteraceae. The transcript is spliced from 3 exons. The record is from RefSeq and is a predicted model, not a curated record.
UCUCCAUACCCUUCUUCAACCUUAAUUCCUUCAUAAAUCUCUUAAUCUUUAGCCAAAUCAAGUGAAAUCUAGGUCUAUCUUGACUAAAUUUUCACGUACUUUCUGAUUUUGAGAGGAGUUUUGCAAGAAAACAAAGUUUUCGGGUCUGAAUCACAAACCCUAGGUCCGAAAGUUUUGGGGGUUUUUGAAGUUCUUGCCUUAGUUGUGUUUCUUACAUCCUCAAACAAAGGAAAAUGGUUAAGACGAAAGAGAAAGCGGGAGCUAGUUCAUCCUCUUCGGCGAAAGGAAAGGGCAAACAACCGGAAGUGCAACCAAAGAAGAGGCAAUAUUUGGGUAGAGUUGAUGAGAGUGAAAGUGAGGAAGAAAUGGAGUUGGACCCGACUGAAAAGCCAAAAUGGGAUUUGGGUCCAUUGGAUGAGCAACUGAAGCAUUGGCAACCGACACUCUUUCACGACAGUAUGAACCGUUUGAAAAAUAAGGCGGCUGCAUUCAUCUGUGAAAGGGCGUUGAGAGAAGUUGAAUUUGGCCCGUUUGGUGUGUUUGCCAAAUUCCGUGCUCUAGGAUGGGAGUCGGCACUUAGUUGUUAUGAUAAAGAUAAAAACAACUUGUUCAUCACCGAAAUUCAAGAAUGGAUGGCAACUCUUAAGUGCAACACAUAUGAAAAGUCAUCACAAAUGAAGUUAGUUGGUGAAGUGCAUGGGAUUCCGGUGGAGAUGUCUUUUGAUACGUUGAAGAAGCUUGGGAAAUAUGAUAGUCUUCCGGCUCGUGACUACAUGAUUCCCACUCUUGAUAACCUUUUGAUAAAGCCGGAAAAGCACCCCCGUUGGAAUGAUAUGUUGGCGACGUUGUUUUUGCCUGGUACUUAUCAUGGAGUCUUGUAUCAGAAGAAUUUGAGAAUCGAAGUAAAGUUGUUGUUGGCGAUUUGCCUCUUGAAUGUCAUCCACGAAGGGGGGAUAAGGAGCAGGUGAGGUACCCCGAGGCACCCGUCCUCUAUUCGUUACUCACUGGGUCUCCGCGCUUUCCAAUCCGAUAUCUAAUCAUGAACCACCUCUGGAUUUGCCGAAACAAGUUGGGAAGAGAUAUUAUCCCGUAUUGCCGAAUUAUCACGGGAUUGAUGAAGCAGCAAAAGGCAAUCACGUCAGAGGAUAGAGAGGUAUCAAAAAGGCAUCAGCCUUUUACUUUAGACAAGAUGGGGAUUGGUUGGACUUACACGCAAUCGGAACGGUACCAUAAACUCAAGUCGGAGGGGCAGAGAUGGAGAGCAUUAAAGGUGGGUGCAAGAGAUCUUCUACCGGGUGAAGAGGAAGAACCCGAAAGUGAUGCGGAAGUCCCGAGUGGGGAUGAGGAUUAUGUAGAGGAACCGCAAGGUGGUGUGAAUGUGAAUGUAGGCCAAGGGGGCCCGGGUGGAGGUUAUGGUGGUGUCUUCUAUGAUUACAUGGAGUGUUCUUAUGAGCCCGGGUGGGCUUAUUGAGGGCACUAUGCAAGAGGUUAUCGCAAAUCAACGUCCUCCGGCUUCCGUUUUCGAAUCGUGGUCGGGUUCGGAGCGGACGUUAUUUGAUCAAAACACGAUGAUGAGUGCAAGCAUAGAGCGGUCUUUGAAACAUAGCUUUGAUCAUCAUGAGGCGUGGAAUCGCACACAUGCGUAUUCCCAUGAAUUGGAGAUGAACAACCGAUACCAUGAUGACCAAGCUAGAAGAUUGCAUGCCGAUUGGCACGCCGGGCGGCCGGUGGUUGUGGAUCCACAACAUGUGGAUUAUGCGUCUCUACCACCUUACGAUGGUAGUGUGUCGUAUCCGACCCCGCAACUUCAUCAUUCACAAUGGAUCGACCCGCGCCAACAAGAAGGAGCUCCGCAACAAGGUGGGAGUAGUAGCGGUUCAUUUUCAUUUGGAGAAUGGAAUGACAUGAUGUCUUCCAUUUUUGGACCUCCACAGCCACGCUAUUACUAGUCAGGUACAAAUAGGGAGCUAAAAAUGGUAAAAACGCAGCUUUGGACGGUUUGGAGAGGAACGGGUCGCGCAUAGAAGGAACGAAGAAGCAAAUCCCAACUUUCAGGGCUUCACCGUAAAUUACGGUGGCCACCGUAAUUUACGGUGGCCCUGAAAGUCACAUUUUCCUGCCGUAACUCAGUGUACUUCUACCGUAACAUCAUGGAGUCCACCGUAAUUUACGGUGGAUACCGUAAAAUUUACGGUGGAUACCGUAAAUUACGGUGGAGGCUGCGAGGAAAAGUGUAACUCCCAUUUUUAAGGUGCUUUAUGGUGGCUUUUGAUUGGCAUUCAUGAUUGGACGUUUUCUUAUCAUCUUGGGGGCGAUUUUUGCUGGUUCUAGCUUGUUCGAAACAUUGAAAAACAUUUGGUUCUUGUUGUUGAUGUUUAUGAACUCUAAUUUGGAUGUUAUGAUGAUCAACCAAACUAUGUCCGGCUAAUUUCAUUGUGAUCAUCCUAGGUUGAAGGUUUGUUUGAGACGGUUGUGUUUUGAUUCUAUAUUUCUAGAAUGGUAAACGCUAUUUCUAUUUUGUUUA